Durusdinium trenchii is the source of this 1489-nucleotide messenger RNA. The record is from the annotation of a GenBank genome assembly. Lineage: Eukaryota; Dinophyceae; Suessiales; Symbiodiniaceae.
GGAGCAGGAACCUUGCCCCAACUUGAGUCAUUGCCUGUGAUCUGGUUGACUUGAAGCUGACAGACAACACGGUUUUGCUUUAAGCAACACAUUGCUUUAAGUUUCCACUAGGGGCUCCUGGCAUCGCUACUAGCAGCAAGGACGCUACUAGAGGCUCCUAAACACACUCGCAGCGAGAGUUCUUCAAGGAAGCUUCUCCCAUAGGUUCAACAAGCGCUACACUGACUCUGUGACUUUGCAUGUAGGUACCUUCGCGUCCUGUCGCUACUGAACUAGGUACUUCCUGUCGCUAAUACCCCCAACAACAACAGCAACAACAACAAGUACAACAAGUGGCAGUGUUUUUCAAUUAAGUCAAGAUUCAAAACGGUCAUCAAAGCCAUGAAGUGACAAGAUGAGACGACUUCUCGGAUGGAGUCCAUGGCCUCCAUUGGUUUGGUUUUGCUGAUUCUUCAGGUGGAUUCGCUCAGGAACGACUGUGGAAGUCAUCACUCUCCACAAAUUGGCCAAAGGCCGCAAAGCCAAUCAUAUAGGUGCAAUCCGCACACUAUAACCCUGUGAAACAGUUAUUGAUUCCUAUCACAGCAGCCGGCUGGGUAGUGGACGUAGACGUGGGGUCUCCUUAUCUCAGCUUUCUCAGCUUUCCUCUCAGACAGACUUGCAACAUAUUAUGAACACAUGAACACUAGCAUUAGCAAAGCAACAGAUUCAGCCGUAGCACAAAAUAGAUGGCCUUUCUGAGAAUGGGGAAGUUGGUGUUUUACUUGAAACGCCCUGUCGCUUCGUGUCCAAGAGCUUGAUUCAGUUUCGCCAAUACCCUCCAGCCCGACCUCAAUAAAUGGAUGCAUAAGCUUCUGAAAGAGCUCAGCCACAGAGGGGUCUUAGGUUUGCUCCUCACCUGGACCGGUUCCCCAGGUAUUUGGAUUUGGGACUAUCGAGAUGCUCCUUACAGGUUGGACCGCAUUCUUUCUUCACCACCCGAGUCUAAGUUCUCCCUUGCUUGGUACAAGCAGAAUGCCCGACGGAUUGCAAAGCCAGAUGCUGCCUUCAAAGUUGCGAGGUACGUUCUCAGUGAUGCUCCAAGACAACGCAUGUUGGUUGAGGAAAGGGGGGACCUUGAAAGCUCCUCCACAUCGCCUAAUGGGCCACCGGUGGCAACACAAUCGCCAACCUUUUGGACGCCCCCUCCUCUCAUCAGCAGUGGAAGCAUUUUUUCAGAGGACCCUUUACGCGUGAGACGCACGAGCCCUGUGCGACGACUCAGCAUGAAGGACUUCGCACAAAUGAAGGUGUUGGAUGCGAAUGCAGUGCCGCAUACGGGAGAGAGCGAAGACAGCAGCGACACUGAGGAUGGUUCUGAGACUCACUCCUAUCUUCAGGUGCAGGAAGACUGAGCCUGUGACACUUUUCAUUGUCACUGCCUGUGCUGUUUCACACUAGCCACAUCACAAGACCUGGAAGUUUCACUUUGGGAGAGCUCAAUACAAGG